AGACGGUCUGCGCAGGCGCAGUGUCCCCGGGCCAAGAUGGCUGCGCGGUGUUCCCCACGCUGGUUGAGGGUGGCGGUGGGGACCCCCCGGCUGCCGGCUGCAGCGGGGAGAGGGGCCCAGCAGCCCCAGGGGGGAGUAGUGGCAGCACCCCUGUGUCGCAAGCUGAGCGUCUCUGCCUUCGGGCUUUCCAUGGGCGCUCACGGCCCCCGGGCGCUGCUGACAUUGAGACCCGGUGUCCGACUUACAGGAACAAAAAGUUUCCCUUUUGUUUGUACUGCCUCCUUCCACACAAGCGCUUCUUUGGCCAAAGAUGAUUAUUACCAGAUACUAGGAGUGCCUCGAAAUGCCAGCCAGAAAGAGAUCAAAAAAGCCUAUUAUCAGCUCGCCAAGAAAUACCACCCAGACACGAAUAAGGAUGAUCCUAAAGCCAAGGAAAAGUUUUCCGAGCUGGCAGAGGCGUAUGAGGUGUUGAGUGAUGAAGUAAAGCGAAAGCAAUAUGAUGCAUACGGCUCUGCAGGCUUUGACCCUGGGGCCAGCAGCUCUGGGCAGAGCUACUGGAAAGGAGGUCCCUCUGUUGACCCUGAGGAACUGUUCAGGAAGAUCUUUGGGGAGUUCUCAUCAUCUCCUUUUGGUGAUUUCCAGACUGUAUUCGAUCAGCCUCAGGAAUACAUCAUGGAAUUGACGUUCAAUCAAGCUGCCAAGGGUGUCAACAAAGAGUUCACCGUGAACAUCAUGGACACCUGUGAGCGCUGUGACGGCAAGGGGAACGAGCCUGGAACCAAAGUGCAGCACUGCCACUACUGCGGCGGCUCAGGCAUGGAAACUAUCAACACAGGGCCUUUUGUGAUGCGUUCUACAUGUCGGAGAUGUGGUGGCCGGGGCUCCAUCAUCACAAAUCCUUGUGUGGUCUGCAGAGGAGCAGGACAAGCCAAGCAGAAGAAGAGAGUGACAAUCCCUGUGCCCGCAGGAGUUGAAGAUGGUCAGACUGUAAGGAUGCCUGUGGGAAAACGAGAAAUUUUUGUCAUGUUCAGGGUGCAGAAAAGUCCUGUGUUCAGGAGGGACGGUGCAGACAUCCACUCCGACCUCUUUAUUUCAAUAGCUCAAGCUAUCCUUGGGGGUACAGCCAAAGCCCAGGGCCUGUAUGAGACAAUCAAUGUGACGAUCCCUGCUGGGAUUCAGACAGACCAGAAGAUUCGCUUGACUGGGAAAGGCAUUCCCCGGAUUAAUAGCUAUGGCUAUGGUGACCACUACAUUCACAUCAAGAUCAGAGUUCCAAAGAGGCUAACCAGUAGGCAGCAGAACCUGAUCCUGAGCUAUGCUGAAGAUGAAACUGACGUGGAGGGGACUGUGAAUGGUGUCACCCACACAAGCACUGGUGGCAGGACCAUGGAUAGCUCCGCAGGAAGCAAGGAUAGGCGAGAGGCUGGGGAGGACAAUGAGGGAUUCCUUUCCAAACUUAAGAAAAUGUUUACUUCCUGAUACCCUUGCUGAGGAAAACGGUCAGCUGGAAACUAGAUCAGGAGCAGCAGCCCCUCUGGAGUCUGGGGCAUUAGACACAGGAGGAUCCCAAACAGCAGCACUGAGUCCCCGCCUACAGAGCCCCCUGAACUGCCUCGUAACAGCACAGCUAUGUGACCACACCUCUCUGCAUAGA
This is a messenger RNA of Acomys russatus (golden spiny mouse), 1654 nucleotides long. RefSeq names its product DnaJ heat shock protein family (Hsp40) member A3 (gene Dnaja3). Gene Ontology annotation, molecular function: protein kinase binding; heat shock protein binding; ATP binding. The transcript is spliced from 12 exons. Gene Ontology annotation, cellular component: mitochondrion. The record is from RefSeq and is a predicted model, not a curated record. Gene Ontology annotation, biological process: negative regulation of apoptotic process; response to heat; protein folding. The coding region runs from base 37 to 1479 and encodes 480 amino acids. Lineage: Eukaryota; Metazoa; Chordata; Mammalia; Rodentia; Muridae.